Messenger RNA from Pseudomassariella vexata, 1522 nucleotides. RefSeq names its product tRNA synthetases class I-domain-containing protein. Bases 115 to 1332 code for a protein of 405 amino acids. The transcript has 2 exons. The record is from RefSeq and is a predicted model, not a curated record. Gene Ontology annotation, molecular function: tyrosine-tRNA ligase activity; ATP binding. Gene Ontology annotation, biological process: tyrosyl-tRNA aminoacylation. Lineage: Eukaryota; Fungi; Ascomycota; Sordariomycetes; Amphisphaeriales; Pseudomassariaceae.
UUCUGACUCAGAGAAACACCGUCGACCAAAAGUUCGAGCUCGAGAUGCAAAGAUAACGAACACAAUUAAAUUCUGCGCCCAUUGGAUCCUUCGACUUUCACGACGACCCUAACCAUGACUCCCGAAGCGUCGAUCGCUUUGAUCAAGGCCAAUUUGGCCGAGGUGCUCAACCCCGAGAUCAUCGACGAUGUUAUCCUCAACCAGAAACGACCCCUCAAGGUAUACUGGGGAACAGCACCGACCGGAAAGCCUCACUGUGGCUACUUCGUGCCUAUGGUCAAGGUCGCCGAACUUCUCCACGCAGGGUGCCAUGUAAAGAUCCUAAUCGCCGACAUCCACGCCUACCUUGACAACAUGAAGGCGCCGCUGGAGCUCGUCGAGUACCGAGCCCAGUACUACGAAUUCCUCAUCAAGAGCUUGCUCACGGCCAUUGGCGUUGAUAUUGCGAAGCUCGAGUUCGUCCGCGGCAGCUCGUACCAGCUCGAAAAGGACUACACAAUGGAUCGCUACAAGCUGGAAGGUGUCACGAGGAUCUCGGUCGCUCAGAAGGCAGGCGCCGAAGUCGUAAAGCAGAUGGACGACCCUUGUCUAGGCGGUCUAAUCUACCCUCUGAUGCAGGCACUGGAUGAGCAAUAUCUAGAUGUCGACUGCCAGGCGGGCGGAGUCGAUCAGAGGAAAAUUUUCACGUUUGCCCUGGAGAACCUGCCCAGAAUCGGGUACAAGGUGCGGGCGCAUCUGAUGAACGCCAUGGUUCCGGGUCUGGGGGCGGCAGCGAAGAUGAGCUCGAGCGAACCGGAUUCGAAAAUUGACCUGCUAGAUACUCCCGAGGACGUGGGUAAGAAGCUCAAGAAGGCGCAUUGCGCGCCCAAGACACUCGAGGGCAACGGUGUCGUGGCGUUCGUCGAGCAUGUCAUUUUCCGCGUACAGGCAAUCAAGACCGGAGGCAAGCCCAGAUUUGUCGUUGAGAGGGAACGAGACGGCCUUGAAGCCUUGGUUUACGACGAUAUCGCUAAGCUGAAGGAUGAUUUCGAGAAGGACAUUUUGACACCUCAACUACUCAAGGCGGCGCUGACCAAGGCGCUCAAUGAUCUCCUGGCUCCGAUUCGGACAGAGUAUCUUGCUUCUGAGGCAUGGCAGAAGGUUUCAGAGGCAGCCUACCCACCAGAGAAGAAGGUAGUCAAAGAGAAGAAAGUAAAGAGCCUCGGCGAUCCUGCGAAGAAAGCAGAAGCGGAGAGGAAGAAGGCAGAAGCGAAGGCGGCGAAGGAAGCUGCGAAAGCACAGCAGGGCGGGGUAGAGGGUGUCAAAGAUGGUGUAGACAAGCUAAACGUGUGAAUCUCACUUGAAGAUCCCGAGAUAUACGCUCCGUGGUAUAGACCACGCAGGCUUAGCCGCCUCUGCUGAAUUUCGGUCGUCCGAUGCAGCGGAUUGUGUGAGGGAGUCCAAUAGAUGGCCAUAGAUGACAUGAUGAACAUUCAUAGACGCAUGAGAUUACAAAAUGAGGAAAUAUUCGGCAGUCUGAAAA